This is a messenger RNA of Rhinichthys klamathensis goyatoka, 1987 nucleotides long. It is a transcript of the gene slc38a5b, whose product is annotated as solute carrier family 38 member 5b. Gene Ontology annotation, biological process: L-glutamine transport; serine transport; glycine transport. The transcript is spliced from 16 exons. Gene Ontology annotation, molecular function: glycine transmembrane transporter activity; L-glutamine transmembrane transporter activity. The coding region runs from base 247 to 1659 and encodes 470 amino acids. NCBI's taxonomy places the organism in Eukaryota, Metazoa, Chordata, Actinopteri, Cypriniformes, Leuciscidae. The record is from RefSeq and is a predicted model, not a curated record.
UACUCCCUUCAGUGGAACCACACUGUCCUCUCUCUCUCUCUCUUUCUCUAUUGGGCUUAAACCUUUUAACAACUGGGAUAAAAAGCAACACCUCAAUCAAGAAAAGCUCUCAGAGAAUGCUUCACCAGCACUGCCUUUGAGAAAACAUCAACUGCCAUUUAAAAGGAUCUACUUUAGAGAAAACCCUUCACUCCACACUUCACAAGUUUCACUGCUCAAAAGAGAAAAAGCAAGAAACUAUACAUCAUGGAACUUCAGAAACUAACAAACGGUCACCACCGUGACUUUCAACAUCUUGAGGAAGGAGAGUCACCUGAACGAGAGGAGUUUUUACCACACAAGAGUGAUGGAGGAAAACCCCCUCAGUUUACAGAUUUUGAAGGAAAGACAUCAUUUGGAAUGUCUGUCUUCAACCUUAGCAAUGCCAUCAUGGGUAGUGGGAUUCUGGGACUGUCCUAUGCCAUGUCCAACACUGGUAUCAUCCUCUUUCUAGUCUUGUUGACCUGCAUUGCUGUCUUAUCAACAUACUCGGUCCAUCUUCUGCUGAGGAGUGCAGGGGUUGUGGGUAUUCGUGCUUAUGAACAACUGGGUAAACGAGCGUUUGGACAUCCGGGAAAAAUACUGGCAGCCCUUGUCAUAACAUUACACAACAUUGGUGCAAUGUCUAGCUACCUCUUCAUUGUGAAGUAUGAAUUACCUCUGGUUAUUCAGGCUUUCCUUGGCCUUCAGCACAGCAGUGGUCAGUGGUUCCUGAAUGGCAACUAUCUGAUCGUCAUUGUGUCCAUUUGCGUCAUCUUGCCACUUGCCCUGAUGAAACAGCUUGGGUACCUGGGCUAUACCAGUGGCUUCUCUCUGACAUGUAUGGUUUUCUUCCUGAUCUCAGUCAUCUAUAAGAAGUUCAAUAUCCCGUGUCCUUUCGAUGGUUUUACCAACCACACUGCUGAAAACAUUUCUAUUGAUGGGGAAUGUGAAGCUAAAUACUUCACCAUCAACCAGCAGACAGCCUACACGGUUCCCAUCUUGGCCUUCGCUUUUGUAUGCCACCCUGAGGUGCUGCCGAUCUAUACUGAGCUCCGCAAUCCAACAAAGAGACGCAUGCAGGCCAUUGCCAACGUGUCCAUCCUGGGGAUGUUUGUCAUGUAUCUGCUCACUGCCAUCUUUGGCUACCUCACCUUUUAUUUAAACACAGAGGCAGAACUUCUACACACCUACAGCAAGGUGGAUCCUCUGGACACGCUCAUCCUGUGUGUGCGUGUGGCCGUCCUGGUGGCCGUGACUCUGACUGUUCCUGUUGUGCUCUUCCCGAUUCGCAGAGCUCUUCUUCAGCUUCUGUUCCCUGAUAAGCCCUUCCAUUGGGUGCGUCACAUCUCUAUUGCAUUGUGUCUCCUUUUUGUUGUCAAUCUGCUCGUCAUUUUUGUGCCCAACAUUCGUGACAUUUUCGGCAUCAUCGGUGCAACCUCUGCUCCAAGCUUGAUCUUCAUCCUCCCGGGUCUUUUUUACAUCCGAAUCGUUUCCACCGAGCAAGAGCCGAUGAACUCAAGACCAAAAAUUCAGGCUGCCUGCUUCACUGCUCUAGGCUUCAUCUUUAUGAGCAUGAGCUUGACGUUCAUCGCACUGGAUUGGGUCUACGGAGAGAAUCGAAGUGGAGGAGGUCACUGAUCUUCAACCACAAAACUGUAAGGGUCCAAAAAGCCUUUGAGGAACAUCACCACCCCUUCUCUUUCCUGAAUGUGAGAGAAUCCAAAACAUCACUUAGGCUGGACCCAACUCACCUCAGAUCUGUUGCCCCGCUGAGUAAGGAAAAGGACUGAUGUCCUGCCAUCUUUAAAAUUAAAAUGGAUAAAUCCUAUGAUGUUUCAUAGUGGAGGAUUUCUGGGGGACACAGAAAUGUCAUGCCAUUUUGAGGCUGCUUCUACAAUCAGGCUUCAUAACGAUAAAUUAUGUUUGUGUUGUAGAUGGAAGCCCGCUAAAUAGAAUAACGCUAAAA